Molecule: messenger RNA, 1965 nt
Organism: Quercus lobata
Lineage: Eukaryota; Viridiplantae; Streptophyta; Magnoliopsida; Fagales; Fagaceae
Product: zinc finger BED domain-containing protein RICESLEEPER 2-like
Exons: 4
Coding region: 1-1965 (654 amino acids)
Molecular function (GO): DNA binding
Source: RefSeq, a predicted model, not a curated record
AUGAACAAACCACACUCUCAAACUCUCAGUUCUCACUUUGCCUCUCUCUACUCCAAGGUCCAAACCCUAGCUUCUCACUACAAGUUCUUCACACCUAGCCGCCACCGCCGCCGUCGCCACCACCAACAGCCACUCCUCUCCCUGCCGCCGAUCAUAUGGGUUGAACCUAGGGUCAUGGAUUCCUCCAUUUCUACACAAGCGGAUGGUGCUGCUGCCACCCAAGCAGAUGGUGCUACUGCCACUGCCACCCAAGAGGCUGCUGCUGCAACCCAAGUUGAAGCUACUGAUGGUGAGUUGCCCCUAGUUCCACCUAGUGUAGUGAGUAAGACUGGUACUGGUAGUGGUAGGAAAAAGUCUUUAGCUUGGAAUCAUUUUGAAAAAGUAAAGGUAGACGAUGGUGUCACUAUGGCUAAAACCUUGGCUUUUGUACCCAAAAAUGAUGGAGAUGAAGGGUUCAAACUUGUGUCAACAACUUUUUCUGUUGAGGCUUCUAGAAAGGCACUAGCUGAAAUGAUAAUAAUUGAUGAGUUGCCUUUUAGGUGUGUUGAGGGUUAUGGGUUUAAGAAAUAUGUAACUACGUUACAACCUAAGCUUCGUGUAAAAGAUAUUCCAUCUCGACAAACUGUGGCUAGAGAUGUAAUUGGAAUUUAUAAUAGUGAGAGAGAGAAGCUGAGGAAAUCCUUGAAGGGUUGUAGGGUGUGUCUUACUACGGACACAUGGACUUCUCUACAAAAUUUGAAUUAUAUGUGUCUCACAUGUCACUUUAUUGAUGAUACUUGGAAGUUGCAUAAAAGAAUUUUAAAUUUUUGUCAAGUUGAAGAUCAUAAGGGGGAGACUAUAGGUAGGAAGAUUGAGAUGUCUUUGCGUGAGUGGGGUAUUGAUGGCAUAUUCACUUUGACAGUGGAUAAUGCUAGUUCCAAUUUAACCACAGUUAAAUUUUUACAAAGGGUAACAAAAGAUUGGAAUGGGACAGUUUUGGGAAAUGAGUUAAUGCACAUGAAGUGUUGUGCCCAUAUCCUAAAUCUAAUUGUUGGGGAGGGUUUGAAAGAAAUUGAUGCAUCUGUUGAUAGGGUGCGUGAAGCUGUGAGGUAUGUGAAGUCCUUGCCUAAUAGAAAUCAAACCUUUAGGAAUUUUAUGGAGAGGUUAGGUAUGGAGUCCAAGAGUCUUCUUUGUUUAGAUGUACCUACUAGGGGGAACUCAACUUACCUUAUGUUAGAAACUGCUGAAAAAUUCGAGAAAGUAUUCCUUAGGAUGGACUUUGAAGAUGAUGGUUAUUCAUCAUAUUUUAAGAGCAAGGAAGAUAGUGGUGGUUUGGGAUCUCCUUGUAUGAGUGAUUUCCAAAAUUGUAGGGCACUUGUGACUUUCUUGAGGCUUUUUUACAAUGCAAUAAAGAAGUUUUCUGGCUCUUUGUAUGUGACCUCAAAUGCCUUUUUUGAUGAAAUCUUUGUUAUUCAGGAGAGUAUUUCUCAUUUAGUUAAAUCCCAAAACACCCUCUUGAAAAACACAGCCACAAACAUGCAAACUAAAUUUGAGAAGUACUGGGGGGAAGGUGAUAAGAUUAAUCCUCUUUUCUAUGUGGCUGUUGUUCUUGAUCCACGAAAAAAAUUGAGGUUUUUGAAGUUCUCUUUUUCUAAAAUUUAUGGGAAUGAAGUGGGGAGUGUGAUGGUUGAUAAGGUGAAAGCUCUUUUAAUGAAUUUGUAUACUUUUUUCUGUUCUGUUAAUUCCCCAAAUGUGGAAGAACCAAGUGGGGGUGAGAGGACACCAAUGGUGGUAGGUGAUGCAAGUGAUCCAUAUGUGAUGGUUCACUCUCGGUAUGAGCUUUUCUUAGAAGCUGAGCAAUCUAUAGGUUGUAGUAAUGAGGUUGACAAGUAUUUAGCUGAAAAUUGUGAUGGUAGAAGGGAUGGAAAUUUUGAGGUGUUGGGGUGGUGGAAGGACAAUUCUAGUAGUUUCGACUGUUGCAUCUGA